This is a messenger RNA of Notolabrus celidotus (New Zealand spotty), 3970 nucleotides long. It is a transcript of the gene edem1, whose product is annotated as ER degradation enhancer, mannosidase alpha-like 1. The record is from RefSeq and is a predicted model, not a curated record. The transcript has 12 exons. Gene Ontology annotation, cellular component: endoplasmic reticulum; membrane. Gene Ontology annotation, molecular function: mannosyl-oligosaccharide 1,2-alpha-mannosidase activity; calcium ion binding. Lineage: Eukaryota; Metazoa; Chordata; Actinopteri; Labriformes; Labridae. Bases 160 to 2076 code for a protein of 638 amino acids. Gene Ontology annotation, biological process: endoplasmic reticulum mannose trimming; carbohydrate metabolic process; mannose trimming involved in glycoprotein ERAD pathway.
UAUGUUGACAGGAAGUGUGUAAGGCGGAAUCACUACAACCAGCCAUCCUUAUACUGUCUGUGCUUUUUGUUUAGCCUGACAAGCAGGAGUUCACAGUAAUUCCCCCCUCGGAGGCGUGUGGACCUGAAUUAUGCGUUUUAAGAUUGACCCGGAUCAAAGAUGCAAUGGAGGUCAAUAGUAGUUGGUCUGGUGGUAUUGAGACUGUCCCUCAGCUGUGUGCUGUGGCUAGCUUUUGGACUCGGUCCUAGCGUUAGCUGGGGGUUCAACUUCCCCCUUGGCUUCAGUUUGCACAAAUUAGACUUGUUAUUCAGGGAGGAUAGAGGGACAGACUCGGGGGGGAACUCGUGGUCUCAACGAAUACAAGGCCCCAGAUAUGAGGAGACGGCGAGCACCUGUGCAAAGGUGGGACAGGAGUCCGAGAAGAGAUCUUACCUGAGCUUCUUUGAUGGAAACAAGGACGAGUACGUCCGGAGGUACAGCUCCUUCCCGGACACUCUGAGGGAGAAAAUGAAGGAUAUGGCCAAAGAGAUGUUUUAUUUUGGAUAUGACAAUUACAUGACAUAUGCCUUUCCUGAGGACGAGCUGAACCCCAUUGACUGUAAAGGGAGGGGACCAGACGUGCUGAACCCAACAAACAUCAACAUAAAUGAUGUCUUGGGGAACUAUUCCCUCACACUGAUUGACACCUUAGACACCCUGCUGGUGCUUGGUAAUGUGACAGAGUUCCACAGAGCCGUCAAGCUGGUUAUAGAUACUGUAUCUUUUGACAAGGACUCAACUGUGCAAGUUUUCGAGGCAAACAUCAGGAUCUUGGGAAGCCUUAUUUCAUCUCACAUCCUUCUGACUGACCCAAAACAUCCAUUUGGCAAUGUGGGGUUUGAAGGUUACGAUAAUGAGCUGCUUCACAUGGCUCAUGACUUGGCUGUUCGCUUACUGCCGGCCUUUGAGAACACCAGCACAGGGAUCCCUUACCCAAGGGUGAACCUAAAGACAGGAGUUCCCCCUGAUAGCAUCAACGAGACAUGUACUGCUGGAGCUGGGUCCCUGCUGGUGGAGUUUGGGAUUUUGAGCCGCCUGAUUGGUGAUUCCACAUUUGAGUGGGUUGCUAGACGAGCUGUGAGAGCCCUGUGGAACCUGAGGAACAAUGAAACUGGUCUGUUAGGGAAUGUAGUGAACAUCCAAACAGGCCAGUGGGUGGGCAAACAGAGUGGUCUGGGAGCUGGUAUGGACUCCUUCUAUGAAUAUUUGCUGAAAUCAUACAUCCUUUUUGGAGAGAAAGAGGACUACAGGAUGUUUCAAGCUGCUUAUGAGAGCAUUCAGAACCACAUGAGGAGAGGGAGAGAGUCAUGUAAUGAAGGGGAAGGUGACCCACCUCUCUAUGUGAAUGUGAACAUGUUCAGUGGUGAGAUCAUGAACACCUGGAUUGACUCCCUUCAGGCCUUCUUUCCUGGGCUGCAGGUGCUCAACGGUGACAUAGAUAAUGCCAUCUGCCUUCAUGCUUUUUACUAUGCCAUCUGGAAGCGCUUCGGGGCUUUGCCAGAGAGAUACAACUGGCAGCUGCAAGCUCCUGAUGUGCUCUUUUACCCUCUAAGACCAGAGCUGGUGGAGUCGACCUAUCUGCUGUACCAGGCGACCAAAAAUCCUUUCUAUUUGCAUGUUGGAAUGGAUAUUCUUCAAAGCCUUGAGCAAAAUGCCAAAGUUAGAUGUGGGUACGCCACUCUCCACCAUGUUGUGGACAAAUCCAAAGAGGAUCGCAUGGAGAGCUUCUUCCUCAGUGAGACCUGUAAAUACCUGUAUUUGUUGUUUGAUGAAGACAACCCACUUCAUAGAUCAGAUAACAAGUACAUCUUCACCACAGAGGGCCACAUCGUGCCUAUAGAGAGGCGCUUCAGGGAGAAGCAGUGGAAUGACUUGUUUCCUUGUGAAGAUGGAGAGCUGGAAGAAAGAGAGCAAAGCAACCGGCUAAUACCCAGCAACAACACCAAUUGUAACAGAAUCCCAGAGGAGCGGCGCUACACGCUGCCGUUAAAGAGCAUCUACAUGAGACAGAUCGACCACAUGGUGGGACUCUUCUGAGGAAGAAGCGAUGCAUGUGAAGAAGAUGCUGGCAUCAACUGGCCCUCAGCACACACACACACCCUUCAGGUGUCUGAGAAAGGAUCCAUCGUUGAUCAAUAUCCUCGCCCCACAUGUUCUGCUGCUAAGGAUCCAGCCAGAGAGCUUACACUAAACUGAACCUGAAGAAGCAGCUUGACUUCAUGCUGUUCUGAUCAAAAGUGAGUGUUUGUGUAGAACUUUCUCUGGGCAUGUGGUGCUAAAAAGUUGAACAAUCUUUCUUCCAGGAAAUGAGGCACCAUGCAUCACCACUUCUUCGCUGGUGAGCUUGUUUCAGUAAUUUUAGAUUAACUACACGGAGCAAAAAAAUCUCUUCAAAUUUUGGUUCAGAUAUGAGUGUGUAUGAGUGUGUAUUCAUUGUUUGUCUGAUAGUGUGAGUGUGUGUGUGUGUGAUUAUGUAUUUGAAAUGAAAGCUGAGCUGUGAAUCUGAUUUUGUGUUUAUGGGAACAGCGCCAUCUAGCCACACAUUGAAAAUGCAUAGCCUAUAAAGACACUCACCUAUGUAGACAUGCUGAUCAGUGCCUCUCUGCAGUGGAUUCACUUGACUCUUCCAGUAAUUCAACAUAAGGGCUGCACGUUAACACACAAUAACAGGGAGUUUCAGGACGACUGUUGCUGUUUUUAAGUGCCUUAAGUGUUUUUUUUUCUCUGGAUGCUUUCAGUGCAUGCUAGGUAUGGAAAACUUUACUUUUUUGUCAGGCCAUGGUUGAUAUUGCACAAAAGGUAUCAUUCCAUGUCUGUUUUUCUGUUUUACACUGAUUGUGACUUCAAGUUAAUUUGUUGUAGACAUGAUGAAACAAGCCAUAUAAUGUAUUUUUUUAUGUUAAUGAGUGAGAACAUGUUUAUUUUCCAUCGUAAUUACUUCACAGACUGUCCUCCAUGGAGUAUUCUUGUUCAGAGCUAAUGGAAGUUGUUUUUUUCUGUUUCUCUUUUACAUUAUUGCACAUCAUUAUUCUUAAUAAUUAUCAUGUGGAGAGAACUCAGGGUUUAAACGAAAAACAAAAAUCAGUAAAUGCUUUCAUAAAAAAUAAAACUUUCUUGAAAUGCUGUUGCCUCUGAUAUCUUAGGAUAGUCUUAAGUAUUUAUACUGCAAAUCUUAAAACUUGUGUAUCUAAGAUCAAAGAAUAACCUCACUGAACAAAGGUACUGUUGUACUGUUAAUAUUUGUGUUUGUUUCAAACAGAACGUAUGUAUUCUUAAGCUGUGAUGUGAGAUUCAUGUACAGCUCGGUCAAUGUUUAUUUUCUAGAAAUGGAAAUGUCUUAUCAAACAUCAUGGGUUAGCAGAGCUUUAGGCUUGAUGGUGUGAACACAUCACAUCAUAAACUUUUUCUUUUAGGAGGGAAGUUUUCAGGGGGUCCUUCAUGAGCCAGACAUUUUGUGAGUGAUUUUACAAGUUAGAAAGCAAAGAAGUUAUUUGAUAGGAGUUGAUGACAAAUUUGACUAAGUAUGCCCCUGCAUGGUAGAUGCCUCUAAAAUUGUAAGCUUAACUUUGCACACUGACAGGAUAUACUGAAAUAGCUAGCUUGAACAAGGAUUUAACAUUUCAAUUUUAGGAUUUUAGAAGGUGCUAUUUAGUCCUUUAUGUCAUUUUGACAGAGCAUGCUAGCUUGUUACCCCUGUCUCUCAUGUGCUAAGCUAAGCUACAGAUGUUCGAUAUUUAUUGUACAGACAUGAAAAGUGGUAUCUACCCCAUCCUCCUAUCACUAAGACAGCAGAUGUGUCUGUGCUCAAACUAUGCCAUUAACUUUUCUGAAACAAAGGUAAACUGAGUUUUUAUGUCUAAGAGGAUUCUGUCACAACUCAAGAAAAGGAAUCUGAAAUGUGAAAUCAUUAAAUGACAGAUUAUGAACAAGA